This is a messenger RNA of Amphimedon queenslandica, 472 nucleotides long. RefSeq names its product protein YIPF7-like. Lineage: Eukaryota; Metazoa; Porifera; Demospongiae; Haplosclerida; Niphatidae. The annotation marks the transcript as partial. The transcript has 4 exons. The record is from RefSeq and is a predicted model, not a curated record.
AUGGAGGACGACGGCUACCAACAAGAUUUCUAUCCUACGAACUAUACACUGGACUCAGAGACACUCCAAUCAGCCAGACACUACCAGCAACAGCAGCCGUACCACCACCAACCACCACCCGCCCAUCAACCCACCCAGCAGUACAGUAACCAGUAUUAUACUGAUGGGUCCCAGUCAAACUAUUACUCACAGGAGCAGUAUUCUGGAGGAAUGGGCUACACUGUGCCAGAGUCGGAAGGAGAGAGGAUGGAGGUUGAUCCCUACCCUCCAGCUGGUCAGCCUCUACCAGCUGGUAGUAUGGGCCUCAUGUCUCAAGGAGGAGGAGGAGGAGCUUAUGAUAGUCAGGGAGGACACUCUGGGUUUGAAGAAGACCCACCAUUACUGGAAGAGCUUGGAAUUGACUUUAGUGUCAUCAAGGAGAAUACGUUAUCUGUUCUCAACCCAUUGCAACAAGCUGAUGCAGUUGCUUUAC